GAUCCAAGGUGCUGGUGUCUUGCCCUGCCUGGAGCCUGAGGUCCCACGUGCCCAUCCGCCUCCCAACGUCACCAAUGCGACCAUGGGAACUGGCAGUGAAUAGGCGGCCACCCUCUGCCCCUUUUAACCAGCGCCAUUUCUUGGGGGGACCCUGCAGCAGCCCCGACCACUUCCGGCGAAGCCCCCCUGCCAGGCGUCAGUGGGGACGACGCGACCGACCUCUGGCAACCCUGCUGGGCCAGGAUGAGCCCCAGCUGCACCCUGCCUUCCCCCAGCAGACGCACAUCCCUGUAGAUGAGCCCCGUGCCUACGCUCUCCCCAGCACGCCGCCACGAAUGCUUCACCCGGCCGCUCACCCACCCCACCAGAACCCAUUCAUGGUGGAUCUGCAUGACCAGGUGCACCAGGGACCUGUCCCUCUCUCCUACACGGUUACCACCGUCACGACGCAAGGCUUCCCCAUCCACGCCGGCCAGCACAUCCCUGG
Tauraco erythrolophus (red-crested turaco) is the source of this 487-nucleotide messenger RNA. The record is from RefSeq and is a predicted model, not a curated record. NCBI's taxonomy places the organism in Eukaryota, Metazoa, Chordata, Aves, Musophagiformes, Musophagidae.